AUGGGCGCUAAUAACGAGGGAUGUCUGGGUUUGGCUGACAAACAUAAUGUCAAAACACCAGAAUUGUGUGGACAACGGAUCCAACAGUUUAUCAAUGGCUCGGACUAUGUGUUGGCUAUGAAUGAGGACAACCAUGUGUUCAGUUGGGGAGGCAAUGAAUUUGGGCAGUUAGGCAGAGAUCUGGAAAGAAGUCAAGUUUGGAAAAUUCCUCAGAAAAUUUCCGAAUUGAAUGACAAGAAUAUCACACAAAUCAGUUGCUCUGUUCUACACUCCCUGGCCCUCACCAUCGGUGGUCAGGUGUACGGGUGGGGCCAUAAUAAGUGGGGACAAGUAGGCUGCGAAAAUAAUUCAUCAGAAAAUCUGUACAAAAGCCAAUUCAUUGAGUUGUCGGAUAAGCCCAUAGGUUCGGGAGGUUUCGGAACUGUGUUUAAAGUGAAGAAUAAAAUUGAUGAACAGAUAUAUGCCGUCAAAAGGGUUGAAAUUAAUGUUCACUCCGAAUAUGUGGUCCAGUAUUUCAAUUCAUGGACAGAAGUGAAUUCAUUAUAUAUCCAAAUGGAAUUCUGUACACAGAAUUUAAGGAAUAUUCUUGAAGUUAAACCACAAGUAUUUGGUCGACAAUUAGGAGAAGCCAUGGAUUGUGUCGAGUAUUUUAUUUCGUGUGAAAUAUUACGACAAAUCUUAGAAAGUGUUCAGUAUUUGCAUGAAUUGAAUCCACAGAUCAUUCACAGAGACCUCAAACCAGAAAACAUAUUAAUCACUGAAAAUAUAAGAAACGGUAGAUUUAUUAAGUUAUGCGACGUUGGUUUGGCUACAUUUCACGACAAAAACAUCAAUUAUAUGACUCGGGAUAAGCACUCUACCGGUGUGGGCACAUUAAAGUAUCAAGCACCAGAAGUGGUUCAGGGUAUAUAUGGACAUAAAGUGGAUAUUUAUAGUCUGGCAUUAAUUGGUCAAGAUAUAUUUGAGUUCAAUUUGUUCUUUAUUGAUAAUACUGAAAGCCUUUACUCCGGGAAUGAGAUCCUAAACACAAAAGGCUCUACGAUAGCCGUCGGUUCCUUUACUGCAUCACACGAUCAUCAGAUUAGAGUCGUUCGUUCAGAAUAUUGUGUUCAAUAUUACAAUUCAUUGACCGAAAGCAAACACCUCUACAUUCAGAUGGAGUUCUGUUCACAAAAUCUGCGGAAUAUUCUUGAAGUGAAACCACAAGUAUUUGGGCGACAAAUAGGAGAAGCCAUGGAUUUUGUCGAGUAUUUUAUUUCCUGUGAAAUAUUCCGUCAGGUCUUAGAAAGUGUUCAGUAUUUGCAUAAAUUGGACCCACAGAUCAUUCACAGAGAUCUCAAACCCUCAAACAUUUUAAUCGAUGAAAAUGUAAAGAACGGGAGAUUUAUUAAGUUAUGUGACUUUGGUGUGGGCACACUAAAGUACCAAGCACCCGAAAUAUCUCAGGGAAGCAAAUAUGGACUUAAAGUAGAUAUUUAUAGUCUGGCAAUAAUUGGUUCAGAAAUAUUUGAAUUAGAUUUAUUCUAUACCGACCCUGAUAAUUCUGAAAGUUCUACAGUUCGGGAAUGA
Oppiella nova is the source of this 1569-nucleotide messenger RNA. The record is from the annotation of a GenBank genome assembly. NCBI's taxonomy places the organism in Eukaryota, Metazoa, Arthropoda, Arachnida, Sarcoptiformes, Oppiidae.